Plasmodium coatneyi is the source of this 3643-nucleotide messenger RNA. RefSeq names its product RNA-binding protein. Gene Ontology annotation, molecular function: mRNA binding; structural constituent of ribosome. The record is from RefSeq and is a predicted model, not a curated record. Lineage: Eukaryota; Apicomplexa; Aconoidasida; Haemosporida; Plasmodiidae. The coding region runs from base 317 to 3643 and encodes 1108 amino acids. Gene Ontology annotation, biological process: translation. The transcript has 6 exons.
CCUUCCCCCGCUUCAUUGGAGGGCGCGCAAUGUUAUUACACCCCUGCGAUUUUGCACAGGCUUUGGUGAAAAAUUCCAAAUGUUGGUAAAAUUAUGCUAAAAAAAAUAGCACAAUUGUAUGCAUAUGUAUAUCUGUUUAUGUGCAGGAGGUACGGCCGAUCUCCCGCGCGCACAUUAAAGUGCCACUUACAGGGAGAUUACCCUACUUACCUUCGUACCGCUUAAAAAUGGCAUUUUAGGGGAACUGCAAAUUGCGCGAAGAAGCAGUAGUUUUCGCAUUUGGCUUUGACCGACCCAUCCUCGUAAAAAUGUCACCAUGAUUUUUACGAGAGUAUUCUUGCUUCCGGUAUUCUUGGUGUGCAGCGUAUCUACCUUUGUCAAGCACAACCUUGCCGAUAGCAACUAUAUAUACACGAAGACAGACCGGUUCAGGAAGAAAAGGAAAAAAAUAAACUACAGGCUGCGUAAGAGCAAAGAUGAAGACAUCGAGAGCUACAUUCCGCACAUAUACAAGGAUAUAGCGCCCUCCCUGAAGGGUCUAGCGGAUGAGGAAUACUCAUACAAACAACUGCUGAAUGCGUACUUCCCCGAAACGGUCGAAAGGGAAAUAGCAAAAAAAAAGGAAAAGGAAUUAAAACAAAAGAAUGAAGAAAAGGGGACAUGUAAAAGUGGUGCGGAGGAGAAAGUCGUGAAGGAUGAAGAAAAGGACAUGGAAGAAAAGCUAAAACAAAUUGACAUAACAAAUUUUGAACAUAUAAAUAAAAUAAGUGAUUACAAGAAAAAAAAUAAAAUUUUGGAUAUCGCAUAUGAUAGUAUGGAAGAUUCUUUGAAAGAUAUUUACAUGCGCAUGAAGUCAGGUGUGAGCGACGAGGAAGAAGAAGAAAAAAAGGAUUACCUAGAAAUUGCAAAAAAGGAAAAGGACAUGUUGUACGAAAAACUCAUAUGUGGGUAUUCCCCCCUGAAUAAUAGCAGCACGUUCGAUUUGUUCGGCGUUUUCUACGAUAGUAAGGACUAUGAGGACGGAAAAAAACUGUUGGCAGAGAUGAACAAAAUGUUAAAUUUGGAGCCCCUUAAAAGCAACAGCGGGAACAUAUUACAAACGGUUGACACGCUUUUAAAGAAGAACAAUCUGCCCCCGCAUAUAAGAAAUUUUUUGGUCAAGUAUAGACACAUUGCUGAAAAGGUUUCCCGCACAAAGGAAGGCGGAAACGGUUCACUAGGAGGUGAGAACGCCCAGGGUAUGCAUACCCCAGAGGGGGAAAGCAAAAAUGAGGAGCUUGCCGAAUUGGACGAUUCGAAAAUGGCAGCCGAGGCGGCGGAGGGAAUAACAAAAGAAGACUACCUCAAGGACGUUAACAAAGUUCUUAUGACCUUGCACAACAAUUUGAAUAAGGAAAAAUUAAUGAGAAGGGACCAAUAUUUUGUGGACGAGCUGUACGACGCUUAUAAAAAGCACCUGCGGACUAUGCACGUGAAGCGAAACAGGCUGGAACCGCAAAAAAACAACUACGACUUCUUAACUUUCUUCCAUGAACAUUAUGAAGAGUACUAUUUUUUUAAGUACGGAAAUUUGGACUACGAUUUUGAGGAAAGUGUGCAAAAAGUUAAGAGCAAGAUGGAAAGUGAAAAAGGCUUCACUAAGAGUGAAGACGCAGCUCAGUUGGGACAACAUGGGGGGAAAGGACCCCCUGUGGAGAAUGAACACGUCAGAGAUGAUAAACCGAGUAGUUUAGAUAUGUGGGUUAAAUCUGUGACGGACGGUACGAAGAGCAGUCACAACGAGGAGAAAGAAACAACAGCGGGAAGACGGAAAAAUCCAAUGGAGCAGUGUUCCAUCCUGAAAGGCAUAAAGCAAAAUAAAAAACUGAGAAAACAUAUACUUAUGGAUAUAAUUUCUAAUUACCAAAAAAGGAUGUACGAUAUUUAUAAACCAAAUAACAUAAUCACAAACGCAUACGGAUUUAAUAAUUAUAUAGACAAUGAAAAAUAUGAAAAAGAAAUAAACGCGACAUUUAACAAGUAUAGCAUAUUAAACUACGACAGUAAGGAAGACUUAAAUAAGGUUGAAAAAUUAUAUGUAGGAAAAUUAAUAUUUGGGAAGAUUUUUAAAAUCGAAAAAACGUAUGCAUAUGUUGACAUAAAUUACGCAUUUUAUGCGGAAUUACACGAAGAUCAAAUGCCCUACAAUAUUAAGAACAUAAAAGAUGUAUUUAAAGUGAAUGACAAAUUGGUAUUUGAAAUAUAUAAAAUGUACCCAGAGAGAAUUUUACUGACUUUGAAAAAUAUACAAAAGGUUAAUGACCUUAAUAAAAUUUUACAUUACAAAACGCAGGACGUCCCGUUCGAUGUGAAAGUUGUGACCAUUUUGAAAAAUGGAAUAAGCGUUUCGUAUAACGAUAUUUACGCAUUUAUUCACAUUUCUGCUUUGUCCAGUAAGUACAAGAUCAAAGUGGAAGAAAAUGAAAAAAUCCAGGAAUCGUUACUUAACCAAAAAAUUAAAGUCAUAUGUACAGAUAUUAGCAAAUUAAAUUUUUCCAAUUUAAUAUAUGAGCAAAAUGAGCAACUAAAAAAAUUGAAUAUUUACGAUAUUGUCCAGGUGGAAAUUAUACACAUUUCGAAAUACGGCCUGAUGGUAAAAUGCGACGAUAUAGUUGGACUUAUACACAUAUCUGAAAUUUCCAAAAAAAAAAUUGACGAUUUGAAUGAAGUUUUUAAAAUAGGGGACCAAUUAAAAGGCAUUUUAAUAAACAUAGACUAUGACAAUAAAAGAUUUUCCUUGUCUACCAAAAUUUUGGAAACGGACGGCCGAAAUUUUAUUGACCACAGGGCACAGAUAUAUGACAAUAUGCAGUACAUUUUGGAGGACAUUAAGAAGAGGAACACCUCCUUGCGAAUUAACGACUCCAAUAUUAAGAACCAGUUGCUUUCCCUCAUAGAUAUUUACAAAACGGACGACGGGGACUCGAAGCGCGAUGGUCAGGCAGAUAUCGCCCCCGUGGCCAGUGCGGAUGCCGACCGGGGUGAAGUAGACCAAGGAAAAACCGAUCGGGAGGAAACGGUCACCAAACAGGCGAAUGACCCGAAACAUGGUACAGACAAACAUACGGCAGAAACGGGCCACCAGGACCAACCAACCGAACCCACUCCAACGGAUCUACGCACUGAGAAUGAUCAAGUAGAACGUGCAGACGGGGAUAAGAGAGAAACGGAAAUGGACCUUUUUAGUGACGACCCCGAUGAAGAGGAAGAGGAGAAAAAGGAACUUACCAUCGACAUAAACAACCAGUUAGUUCCCUACCUGAUGUUGAAGCAGGAUGAGAUCGCCAAGGAAGAGGAGGAGGAAAGUGCCUUGGGAAAACCCAGAGAGAUAAUUUGGAACCUGGAGGAUGAAGAAUUUCUGAACUCCAACUCCCCAACGCAGAGUACCCAAUUUUUGGAAUACCAGUGGUCCUACUUAAAGGACAAGAAAUGGGUGAACUUCGCCUAUUACGUGAACAGAAUUAUGAAUUACUAUUUUAACAUUAACGAUGACUUCUUUACAUACAAGGAGAAGAACGUGGUGUACGAAAUCGAUUUUGUGAAAAGUGUAAGAAUCGACUUAGCCACAGGGCUUCAAAACAGGAUUAGAAAGAUCACCAAGUAG